ACAACGCCUUCCAAUGCGUGUUCACUGAUUGGUGCAGCUCACAUCAAUCAAGAUUUGCAGCAAGGUUGGUUGAACGCCUGCGGGUUGUUGAUGAUCCAUCAAAAGUCGUCAGUCACUGGUGGAGAGGAGUCGCAGUAAUCAGGCCACCACCAUGCAGUUUCUAAGGGGAGUCAUGGAGACUGUGUCCGCUGUCUCCAACCUCUUCUCCAACCCCUACCGCGUCAGGGAAGUACCACUGUCGGAGUACAGCGGAGGGGGGAAAGUCAAGCUGAAGGAGGAGGGACGCAUGGUGCUGUACAAGAACACCCCUUGUCAGAGUUGGGACUGCCUGCUCAAGUGCCCUGAUACGCCCACCGUCGCCUUGAGGUUGUUUCAGGUCAACUCCGAGGAGGACGCCAUGAACUGGUUCCCCCAGUACGCCCUCAAGCUUCGUCCCUUCUACGAGACCCUCCCCCUCCUCAAGCCAGAGGCAGUCCAGCCAAUAGUAGACUGCCUCCGUAAUCACGCUGACUGGAGCUCCGCCCAUAUCGCCGUGGAUACGGGCCUGAGGGAAUGCCUGAAGCACAACCACGUCCAGAGCCAGAUAAACGUCAGGGACGGUGCUGGUCAGACCCCAUUACACCUGGCGUGUGAGCGGGGGGAAGUGGCAUGUGUCAGAGAGCUGCUGGAGGAGUGCCAGGCUCGCACCGACAUCAAAGACAAGAAUGGGGAGACGCCAAUGCAUUGUGCCGCCAAGCAGGACUCGGCUACUAUUAUACAGGCGCUGUGCAGUAGGAUGUGUGCGGGGGUGAAUGAGCUGAACGGGGCGGGGGAGACACCCCUCCAUGUUUCUUGUCGCCUUGGGAGGGUAGAGGCCGUGAACGCUCUCCUGGGGGGAGGAGCUCGUUGUGACAUCAUCGGGGGCAGUGGCUACCCAAUCCACGCCGCCAUGAAGUACAGUGAGAAGGGUUGUGCUGAGGCAGUCCUGGAUGCAGACCCAGGCCAGCUACAGGUAGAAGAUGCCGUCUAUGGAGGAACCCCCCUACACUGGUGCAAGACUGCGGAGAUGUGUCGUACGCUGCUGGAGCGAGGUUGCUUGGUGAACUACCUCAGUAAGACAGGGGAGAGUGCACUGCAUGUCCUGACCAAGAAGGGGCGCUUCGAUGCUUCCAUGGUGCUGCUCACACACGGGGGGGAACCCAACCUCAAAGGUCAGGAUGGGAACACAGCCCUGCAUCUGGCUAUGAAGAUGGACCACAUGGAACUGAUCAAGGCUCUGAUCGUGUUUGGAGCCGACGUGGAGAUGCACAAUGACCUGGGAGAGACUCCCGGAUUGAUAGCAGCACGCACUAGUAAAGGCUCCAACAGAAAGGUGCUACUGAACAUGCUGUGUAGUGUAGGGGCAGAGCGGUGCGCCCCACCCUCCUCCCCCCUCAACCCCCAUCCUCCCCCCAAGAAGGCUGCUUCCUCACCAGGCAUUGGGUUCGAGGACAUCAUGCACGUUGCGGCGGCAGUGGGAGCGAUGAGUCGCGGCCGGGAGGAAGUGGACGGGUUCAAAACAGGAAGCAGGAAGAUAGACAGACUGCUGUGUCUGGAUGGAGGGGGCAUUAAAGGCUUGGUUCUGAUCCAGUUGUUAAUUGCCCUGGAGAAAGAGGCAGGCAGGCCCAUCAAGGAACUCUUUGACUGGGUUUCUGGGACCAGCACAGGGGGCAUACUGGCCCUGGCUAUCACCCAUGGUAAGGAUAUGGAGUAUCUACGAUGCCUCUACUUCCGUAUGAAGGAGCAGGUGUUCAAGGGGUCGCGCCCCUACGAGUCGGCCCCUCUGGAGGACUUCUUGAAGAAAGAGUUCGGAGAGAACACCAUGAUGACAGAUGUACGGCACCCCAGGGUGAUGGUAACCAGUGUGCUGGCAGACAGACAUCCAGGAGAGCUCCAUCUCUUUAGGAACUAUGACCCCCCCUCCCUGCCCAGAGAACGCCCCUACGCUGCCACAGCCAACUUCCUUCCCCUCACCAUACCACAAGGAUGGGAGGAUGAGGAUGUGUUGAUAGUUGGAUACACUCAGGAACCUGCUAACAAACGUAGGAAGGUGACAGACCAAGAGCAGGUUGUGUGGAGAGCCGCCCGUUCCAGUGGCGCCGCCCCCACCUACUUCCGACCAAUGGGGCGGUUUCUGGACGGAGGGCUGCUGGCCAAUAACCCGACACUGGAUGCCAUGACUGAGAUCCACCAAUACAACAAAUCCCUGAAAGCAGAGGGGCGUGGCUCAGAGGUGCAGCGUCUAGGUGUGGUCGUUUCUUUAGGGACAGGUAAGCCUCCCCAGGUAGUGGUGAACUCUGUCGAUGUGUUCAGACCCUCCAACCCUCUGGAACUGGCUAAGAGCUUUGUAGGCGCCAAGGAACUGGGCAAGAUGCUGGUGGAUUGCUGUACAGACUCUGAUGGUUGUGCUGUGGACAGGGCCAGGUCCUGGUGUGAGAUGACUGAUACUGUCUACAACAGACUGAGCCCCCAGCUCUCCCAGGAGGUGAUGCUGGAUGAGGUGAGUGACGCUGUGCUGGUGGACAUGCUGUGGGAGACCCAGAUGUACCUCUACGAACAGAGGGAGAACAUCCAACUCCUGGCACAGCAACUACUCAACGGCUACUGAGAGGAGAGGCAGAGGCAGGGAUGGGAGCAUGCUAUGGGAAUCCCAGAUGUACCGCUAUGAACAGAGGGACAUCAUACUACUACUGGCACAACAGGGGUUUGUUCAUUACGCCGAUUCUGUGGCAAAACGUUUCGUCAACAGAAGCAAAUGGAACGAAACAGGGAGUGACCUACCAAUUUGUUCAGUAAAAACUAAUUUUCUAUUGGGGUGUAAUCAUUGUGUAGAUGAAAAAUGUACUUGAAAAAGCUCAGAGCAAAUGUCCAUCACCUGAUGGUUUGUCAGAGAGGUAGAGAGAGACACACAGAGAGGGGAAGAGGUAGAUAGACACACAGAGAGAGAGAGGGAGAUAAAAGAAGAGAGAGGGACGUUUAUUCUCUUUGAAUCUGUACUGGAGACUGAAUGUCUGUCUGAGGGUUUCAUUCUUCCUCACAGACGAAUGAAGUCAAAGUCUAAAACCUGGGGAAAGGAAGAAUCAGCUUUGCACAACAGUACUGAGACUGACAAAUUAUAUAGAAAUAAAUUCAGAAACAUUAAGACUGGGAAAAGAUAAGAAACAGAGGAUUACAGUUUGUACAAUUGACCUCUUCUUGACAUAUCCUGACGUAUUUAUUUAUUGAGCUAAUCCAAAUCCUUCAAAUAAUCAGAUUUACAUCCAAUAAAACAAAUGCAGCCACGUAAAUGAUGUGAAUCACUGUUUUGCGUCAUUAUUACACCAUACUACACCCAUAAUCCCUCCAACCGACAUCCCCAUUCAAGUUGAUGAUGCCUUAACGGAAGGGCUGGCGGCCAUUCUGAACCUGUUCAAUAAGAAACUCUUGUUUUCGUUGCAACAUGUUCUGCUAUGAUUUGCUACGGUGUGCACUAAUGAAUACGACCCGGAUCUAUCUCUUGUAACUACCUUUGUCCUAUCAUAUCUGCCUUCUUGCUGUCUUAACCUCUCGAAUCAUAAUUAUUUCAACUGGACGGACUGUAUAAAUACCACAUUACUUGAAUAAACGAUCUCAAUGGGUUGUGAUACUAUCUAUCUGCACUAUUUGUCUGUGUCUGAUAUGGCGCCCUGGCCAAAAGUAUGUCUACCUAGUGAAUAGGAUGGUAUUCAGACUGACUUUCAGUUUUUAACAGAACUUCACCACUUGUUUGUAUUAAUAUCCUAUGUACGGUUGUGUAUUGGCUUUAUUAUUGAUGAUGAAGUGGAUAUAUGAAUAAAAUAGUAACCUAUGGAA
Molecule: messenger RNA, 3849 nt
Organism: Salvelinus fontinalis (brook trout)
Lineage: Eukaryota; Metazoa; Chordata; Actinopteri; Salmoniformes; Salmonidae
Gene: pla2g6
Product: phospholipase A2, group VI (cytosolic, calcium-independent)
Exons: 19
Coding region: 152-2626 (824 amino acids)
Biological process (GO): cardiolipin acyl-chain remodeling; positive regulation of ceramide biosynthetic process
Cellular component (GO): mitochondrion
Molecular function (GO): protein binding
Source: RefSeq, a predicted model, not a curated record